AUGGAAGGCAACGGAGGCAGAAACGGUAGAAGAAACGACUCUAUCAGCAGUGUCAUGUCGUUGGGUGCAGACAACAACAACGCACCUGCCACCAACCAGAGAUCUUCACGUGCAGAGAACACGCACCUUCAGGACCUCGAUCACCAGGCCUCCGUCCACAUGCUGUCACAAUAUGCUUCUCACGAUCCAUCUUUCAUGGACAGCUCAGGUGCUUCCGACACCGACCAGUCCAUGGACAUGAUGAGUGAUCAAGACAUCCGUAACGCCAUCUUCGAACUGCUUGACCAGUUGCCCAUAACCGCCAACACUGACCUCAUCACCCCGUACGAGAGAGCCGCCAUGCUCCCUCCCGUCACUCAAGACUCGCUCUGCGAGUUGGACGUUGGUCGCAUCAUCAACAACCCCAAGCUGCGCCAUGAUGUCAACUUCGACCGCGAGCUCCACUUCAGACCCAACCUCGACGGUUACAGAGGCAAGCAGAAGCUGAGAUCGGCUGACGAGUUCUGGAGUGCCCUGCGUGCCGAGCUGGAGAUCUACAAGGCAAUCGGAUACCGCCUCAUGUACAGCACAAGCGCCGAAGAGUUGGAGGAAGCCACCCGCAUGAUCAAGGCCAACCAGCUCAGACUUCCAGGAGUCUUCACCACCAUCUACGAAAUCCUCAAGACCCUAGUGCCCGAACGCGACCAGGCCAUUGUCGCAGAGAGACUGGACGUUGAUAUGAUCAUGCAGCAGAUCACCAAGGGCGUUUUCGAUCUCAUGGACAUGACUAGAUGGCUGUCAACCAUCCUCAAGGCACACUGCGCCCCUAUGAGGGACGAGUGGAUCGAUCGCAUGGUCGACGAUAUCACCACAGGCGUUGAACAGGGCGAUCAGACCGCCGUCGUCUUUGGACUCAGACAGACGUUGGCUAUCCUCGAGGCUAUGAAGUUGGACGUUGCCAAUCACCAGAUUAGACAUCUGCGCAGCCUGCUGAUCGAUGACACUGUCAACUUCCAGCAAAAGUAUCACGUUCACAAGAUCGCCGCCAAUCGCUUCAAGGUCAGCGAUGCUCGCGCUUGGUUCAAGGACGAGGAGGCUUUCCUCAACAGCUGCAACGUCCCUUGCACCCCUCUCGAGACCUUCGCUUCGGCCGCUCUCCGCUCCUUGUUCUCGCAGAGCCCCCUUCCCAACUUCCCGGGCACCUUCUACCUCGAUGCCGAGCGUCUGCGCAUUCUUCGCAGUGAUCUCCACAACGUCAUCCAGAUGGACAUGUGCGUCAACGCCUUCGAUCUUCUUAUCAAGAACAAUGUCAGCGCAAGCACUCGUGUCGCCAGCAAGAAGACUCUCCAGGCCAACAUCGCUGAUAUCAUCGGUGAGCCCCGCCAAUACCUUGAGAACCUCGAGAACAUCUCUGCCGAGAUUGUGCGUUUUGUUCUCCAGCUUGAGGGUGCUACCACCACAUUCGACUCCGACAUGAUGGCCAUCGUCGAGCUCCACCUUCGCGCCGAGCUGUCUCCCUCGUCCCCUUCUCUUAGCGCCCAGCUCCAGACAAUCCUCAACGCCCAGCUUCCUAGAUUCCGCAAUGCCGUGAACUCUAGUUCGAGACUCCCUCUUCUGGCUCUUCACGAUGCCAUGCUUCCUCCAGUCCAGUCCGCCGACAAGCGCACCACUCAGCAAGUCAUGGUUGAGCCACCCCUCGAUGAGAUCCUCAAGCGUGUCACUCAUCUCGCAGUCCUUCACUGGCAUGUCUGGUCGGGUAUCGUUUACGACAUCCAGGCUGACGGACCCAUGGUCGCUCCCGGUUCUCCCGGCAACAACCCUGACUCACCUCAGACCAACCCCGAUACCGCCUCUUCCAGCUCGCUGGCUUCAAGCCCCGACAUGCAGAGCCAGAGCGGUGGCUUCGCCAAGCACACUGGUCCUUCCAUCACCAACGGUCGUCCCCAGAAGUAA
Aureobasidium pullulans EXF-150 is the source of this 1932-nucleotide messenger RNA. RefSeq lists its product as uncharacterized. The record is from RefSeq and is a predicted model, not a curated record. Bases 1 to 1932 code for a protein of 643 amino acids. The transcript has a single exon. Lineage: Eukaryota; Fungi; Ascomycota; Dothideomycetes; Dothideales; Saccotheciaceae.